Messenger RNA from Lachnellula hyalina, 1596 nucleotides. Its product is annotated as Purine-cytosine permease. Gene Ontology annotation, biological process: transmembrane transport. Bases 1 to 1596 code for a protein of 531 amino acids. Gene Ontology annotation, cellular component: plasma membrane; fungal-type vacuole membrane. The transcript is spliced from 3 exons. The record is from RefSeq and is a predicted model, not a curated record. Gene Ontology annotation, molecular function: transmembrane transporter activity. Lineage: Eukaryota; Fungi; Ascomycota; Leotiomycetes; Helotiales; Lachnaceae.
AUGGGUCCUUUUUCGAAAAACAAGUCCGACUUCGACGUCGAGUCAGUACCGGCUGAAAAAUCAGGGGGGUCGAGCGAGUAUGGCAGCGGUAUUGUCCCAGACGAAGGUGCUGUUCCCGCCGAGACUUUCGUUUUGGGAGAUUCUUGGUAUGCGAGGACACAGAGACUCGCGGGGAAAUUUGGUGUAGAGCAGAGAGGUAUCGAGCGUGUUCCAAGUGACGAGCGUUCCGAUGCUGGUAUGUCACAAAUUGGAACUUUGUGGCUCAGUGCCAACAUGGUCGUUUCGUCUUUUGCCAUUGGAGCUCUGGCAUACCCUGUCUUCUACCUUGGAUUCAUUGACACAAUUUUGAUCAUCUUCUUCGUCAACUUGAUGGGAAUACUUCCUGUCUGUUUCUUUUCGACUUUUGGCCCUCGAUUCGGAUUGAGACAGAUGGUGCUAAGCCGUUUCUACUUUGGAUGCCUCAAUGGCGGUCCUGGAUCUAACCUCUUCGAAGUUGCUGUUUUCAACAUCCUGGCUUGUAUUGGUUGGUCCUCUGUAAAUGUCAUUGUUGGAGCCCAAUUGUUCAAUGCUGUCAACCACAAUAUGCCUGGCUGGGCUGGAAUCUUGGUAAUUGCGGUCUCAACCUUCCUCAUUACCCUCUUCGGGUAUAAGAUUGUUCACACCUACGAGAGAUACUCCUGGAUUCCAUGCUUAAUUAUCUUCUUGGUUGUAUUGGGAGAAUUCGCCCACUCUGGUGAAUUUUCGAACAUCCCAAUGGGCGUCGGGAUAUCUGAAGCAGGAUCUGCUCUUUCCUUUGCCGCAUCCGUUUAUGGGUUUGCCACUGGAUGGACCUCCUAUGCUGCCGACUACACUGUUUACCAACCUGUCGGUCGUUCCCGCAAAUCGAUCUUUCUGUGGACGUUCGCCGGCCUUUCAUUCCCUCUUCUCUUCACCCAAAUGCUCGGUGCUGCUAUCGCAACGACAAUGGCUGCCAACGAUGGAGACAAUGCUUAUAUGGAUGGCUAUAGUUCUUCUGGCAUUGGAGGACUUCUGGCCGCCGUCAUCGUCCCACCAUUGGGCAAAUUCGGUCAAUUCUGCUUGGUCAUUCUCGCACUCUCCAUCGUUGCCAACAACUGCCCGAACAUCUACUCCGUCUCUCUCAGUCUCCAACUCCUGGCUCGUGUGUCCCAACGCGUUCCCCGAUUCAUUUGGACCUUUAUCGGAACAUGCGUCUAUGUCGCCAUCGCAAUCCCAGGUUACAGUCACUUUGAGUCCAUCCUCGAAAACUUCAUGCUGGUGAUUGGGUACUGGCUGGCUAUUUAUGAGGGCAUUUCCAUUUCGGAACAUGUUUUCUUCAAGCGUGGAUUCAGCGGAUAUAACCCUCAGGACUACCUCGAGCCUAGCAAGCUUCCUCCUGGAUUCGCCGCCAUCACUGCUUUCCUCUUUGGUGUUAUGGGAGCUGUGCUCGGAAUGGCUCAGGUAUGGUUCACGGGUCCCAUUGGAAAGCUCUGCGGUGCUGAAUAUGGUGGUGACGUUGGAUUUGAAUUGGCGUUCUCCUUCUCUGCUAUUUCCUACUGUAUAUUAAGAUCUUUCGAAAAGUCCUACUUUAGACGGUAG